AUGCCUGUUCUCGAUACGCGACUCAUCCAGGAGGGGAUGAUGGAAGUUGGUCACGAGAUUAUGAAAAGGAGCGUCGACCACACUGUACUAGAGACACUGGCAGUGGCUGGCACAUGUAUAUUUGGUGUGGGCGGCUUCAUUUACUGGAUCAACCACCGUCAACAGCAGAAGCUAAUGUACGCAACUCUAGGUUGCAGUAACCACGCACUCACCACAAACAUUACGAAAGACCGCGAACACCGAAAUAGAGACAGCGCAAACAUCAAGACACCAGCGAUACUUCAAUCCGAAGUCGACCUGCCAAAUAUCACGAGAUACCAGGCAACGUUCAGAGGCAACGACAACUUUUACAAAGCGAUGUCAUUUGGCCAUACCAAUCUUUGUGGAUUAGAAAUGCUUGUUAGCGCAAACAGUUACAGAUUGCUCGGAGACUUGGGCUGGGAUCAGUGGCCAGUGUUGAGAAUACUGGCCAAUGCGCCAAACGGCUACGCCAUUCGCCACGGAAUUGUUUCAACAAACUAUGAUAAAGGCGGAUUUUCCGUUGACCAUCUUUUCUUUCUCGAGCCUGAGAUUUCGAAUAUGGACCGCCUUCAAUGCGAUAAGUCCAUUCUCAGUCUUCCCUAUCCACAAGCCGACGCCGCUCACCAUGAUGACAAAAAUCCAUACAUUGAGGGAUCAUGUUCUGCCUUGAGAAUGCGCGAGGCUGAUACACUGAAUAAGCCGCAUAUCUCAGCGUUGCUUGGAUCAAUAGCUAUGAUGCUUUUGACCUUCAACUUUCUUCCUAAUCCGCUGCCAGUCUUCAUCUGCUGCUGCCCAAGCAGAUGCCGUGUUUCCCGGUGUUAUCAAAUGCUCAACUGCACGAUUCAUCUCGCCUGCGAUGCUUGUGGUGCCUGUGACGCCGCUAUCUGCUCGUUCUGUCGCGUAUAA
Molecule: messenger RNA, 927 nt
Organism: Colletotrichum lupini
Lineage: Eukaryota; Fungi; Ascomycota; Sordariomycetes; Glomerellales; Glomerellaceae
Exons: 10
Coding region: 1-927 (308 amino acids)
Source: RefSeq, a predicted model, not a curated record